AUGAUUGACAAUGAGAUAUUUUCUAUAAUUUCUCAAGCUGCUGUUGUGACUAAUGUGAUGAAUAUAGACAAUGAUGUUGAGUUAAAUAAAAUAUUGGAAGAUGGAAUUGGAGAUGAAGAUGAUGAGGAAGCAUCUUUUGACAAUAAUGUUGAAUUACCUUCAACUUUUACUAAUAUGGAAGGAACAAAUUUGACUAUUGAUGAAAAUUGGAUUAUGACACAAUCAACAAGUAAGAAUGAUUUUAUGCGAGAGUUGGAAAAAGAUUCUAUCAAGGAUAAAGAGGAUCUUGUUAGAGCAAUCAAAGUGUUGGAUUAA
Molecule: messenger RNA, 315 nt
Organism: Lactuca virosa
Lineage: Eukaryota; Viridiplantae; Streptophyta; Magnoliopsida; Asterales; Asteraceae
Source: the annotation of a GenBank genome assembly